Adineta steineri is the source of this 1599-nucleotide messenger RNA. NCBI's taxonomy places the organism in Eukaryota, Metazoa, Rotifera, Eurotatoria, Adinetida, Adinetidae. The record is from the annotation of a GenBank genome assembly.
AUGCUAGUUGAUACUCGUUAUUCAUUAUAUUAUUCUAAUAAUCGACAAGAAUCAAAUCGUGUAUUCGAUUGUUUAUAUGCAUAUUUAAAAGAUAAGUUAAUAGAUACAGAUGCUCCUUAUACUAUUAAUUAUCAAUUAAUUCCUUAUUGUCGACGACUUGAUCAAAAUGAAGAACAAGAUAAACUAUCGAAUGGAUUGCAUGAAAACAUUGAAAAUCUUAUUACUUUUGCUGAAUUAUAUCGUCAAGGUGUAACAAGUAAACAAUUACUUGAUUGGUAUGUACCAAUAGAUAUUGCAGAACAAUAUGAAAUAGAUGGAAAAUAUUCCAAUGAACUAUUCUAUAAUUGUUCAUCAUCAUGGUUUGGUUCUAUGUGUGAAUAUACAUUUGAUAUUAAUAUAACAUUUUCAUUUAAUUAUAUUAUUGAAACUAUUUUUGAUAAUCGUAAAUUAACAACGGAAGACAAAUUCUCGACGAUUAUUGGUACAUGUUAUCGAUUUUUAACUGGUUGUAAUCGUGGUCUAUCAUCAUUAUGUUUGAAUUGGCGUGAAAUCUGUGAUGGUAAUUAUGAUUGUAUAAAUGGAGAAGAUGAAGAAUUUUGUUAUUUAUUAGAAAUAAAUGAAUGUUCUCAUAAUGAAUAUCGAUGUCAUUAUGAGGGACAGUGUAUUCCGUUAACGUUUAUGCGUGAUGGAAUGUAUAGUACUGAUUGUCUUGAUGGUACUGAUGAAAAAGAUUUUCAAUAUGCCAUCGAGGGUGUUCAAAAUCCUUGUGUCACAACUCCAAUAUUUCGAUGUGAAGAACGUACAAUUCGAUAUCCAUGGCGUUUUUCAUGCGGUGAUGAUGUCAUAAUCUUCGAGAUAUAUCGAUUCUUUCAAUUUGUUUAUUUAACUAAUCGAUCAAUAAAUGAAUUUAAAACAAAUCUUCUACCUGAUUUUAUUUGUUUCAAUUCAAGUCGAUGUCCUGCAUUGAUUUAUUUUUCUUUCGAUAUUGGAAUACAAAAUGGACUUCAUUGUUGUAAAACUAUUAAUCUAAUAAAUGAAACAAUUGACGAUUGGUAUUUUAUCGAUGUUAUAUUUCGUAAUCUUAUUCAACGUUGUUCAACAAUUGGUACAACUAAAACUUGUUCAUCUCCAUCUUUCUUUCAUUGUUCACAAUCUUUAAAAUGUAUUUCAAAACAUCGAUUAUCUGAUAGUUCUAAUGAUUGUUAUUAUGGUGAAGAUGAAUCAUUUUCUGCUUGUCAAUUAAAUGAUUCAAAACGAUUUAUUUGUCCAUCAGAACCAAACAAAUGUUUAUCCAUAGUUGCACUUGAAAAUAGAAUAAAUGAAUGUUUAGACGGAGAAGAUGAAUUAACUUCUGAUGAACGUAAUGCUUUUCAAGGACUUAUACCAUUUGGAGUUAUUUGUAAUGGUAUUUAUGAUUUCUUAUCGAUGAAGAAUUUAAGUGAAAUUGAUGAAACAUAUUUUGAUUGGUGGCCAUGUAAUAAUCCAUAUGUUCGGUGUGAUAAUAUCUGGCAUUGUCUCAAUGGUGAUGAUGAACUUAAGAGAGCGUCCAUGAGACUAUCGAGGAUCAUGCUAGAUAUCGAAGCACUCGUCAAAAUUUAG